Molecule: messenger RNA, 3026 nt
Organism: Coprinopsis cinerea okayama7#130
Lineage: Eukaryota; Fungi; Basidiomycota; Agaricomycetes; Agaricales; Psathyrellaceae
Product: alpha glucosidase
Exons: 7
Coding region: 1-2940 (979 amino acids)
Biological process (GO): N-glycan processing; carbohydrate metabolic process
Cellular component (GO): glucosidase II complex
Molecular function (GO): alpha-glucosidase activity; carbohydrate binding
Source: RefSeq, a predicted model, not a curated record
AUGCGGAUAGGCUCUUUUGUGAGCGCAGUCUCGCUCCUCCUCGUCGUACACGAAGCAACAGCAUUCAAGGCCCACGACUUCAAAACAUGCAGCCAGUCCGGGUUCUGUCGACGUGGUCGCGCGUUGUCUGCGCGUGCUAAGGAUGCAGGGUCGUCCUGGAAAUCACCCUACUCUGUCGACCCAAGUACCAUCUCCGUCGUAGACGGUGAAGCCGUGUUCAAAGCCGGUGUCAAGUCCUCGCUGUACCCCGAAAUCAAUUUCGGACUCGAGGUUCGCAUUCAAGAAGAUGGUGUUGUGCGGGCUAGGAUGGACGAAGUUGGUGGAUUGAGGAAGAGAUACGAUGAGGCGGCUUCCUGGGCGCUCAUUGCUGAACCUAAAAUCAGCAAGGAUAUUCGGUGGACGGUUGGGAAGAUGGAUAUUCGGGCCAAAUAUGGCCCCAAGAAGGACGUCGAGGUUGUUGUCGACUUUGAGCCCCUCAAGCUCACUGUGUAUAGGGGAGGUAAAGAACAAGUCGUCGUCAACGGCCAAGGAUUGUUCCACAUGGAGCACUUCCGCAACAAGGCCGAGCCCGCCGCCAUUGAGAGCUCGUCUUCAGACGAUGCUCAGCCUACCGAUGAAGCCCAAGCUGUCCUCGAGCCACCAGUUAACCCUCGCGCGUGGUUCGAGGGAGACCAGGAAGAUGCUUUGUGGGAGGAAACCUUUGGAACCUGGACCGAUACGAAGCCUAAAGGUCCGGAGUCGCUGUCCGUCGAUAUCUCUUUCCCCAACCACCCAGUGGUCUAUGGUAUUCCCCAGCACGCGACCGACAUGGCUCUCCCGACUACUACCGGAGAGAACGCGCAUUUCAGCGACCCCUACCGUCUCUACAACGCCGACGUCUUCGAGUACCUGGCGUCCUCACCAGUGUCUCUCUACGGUUCCAUCCCCCUCAUGCACGCCCACUCCAAAGAUACCACUGUGGCCGUCUUCCACGUCGUCGCGUCAGAGACGUGGAUCGACGUGUCCCAUGCUUCGGAUAAAUCGACGGAAACCCAUUGGAUCUCCGAGUCCGGAAUUCUCGACCUCUUUAUCCUCCCCGGUCCCACUCCUGAGGAAGUCUUCGCUCAGUAUGCCCGUCUCACUGGAACCCCUGUUCUCCCCGCUCAGUGGAGCUUGGGUUAUCACCAGUGCCGAUGGAACUAUGUGAGCUCAGAGGAUAUUCGAACUGUUCAGAAGCGAUUCGACGAGGAGAACAUCCCCGUCGAUGUCCUCUGGCUCGAUAUUGAAUACUCUGAAGGCCACAAGUACUUCAUGUGGAAUGACAAGACCUUCCCCGAUCCCGUUGAGAUGAUCAACGAUGUUGCUGCCGCCGGCCGCAAGAUGGUUGUCAUUGUCGACCCUCAUCUCAAGCGUGAGCAGGGCUACCCCGUCUUCAAGAAGGCUUCUGAGCUCGAGGUCCUUGUCAAGCCAAAGAGCGGCCAAGGCGAGUACGAAGGAUGGUGCUGGCCUGGAAGCAGCUCUUGGGUCGAUUUCUUCAACCCCAAGUCUUGGGAUUGGUGGAAGUCUUUGUUCAAGCCUUACCAGCUUCCCAGCGGUGAAUGGUCCUGGACCAAGAGCACUGAAGCUGUUCACAUCUGGAACGACAUGAACGAGCCCUCUGUUUUCAAUGGACCUGAAAUCACCAUGCCCAAGGACAACAUCCACCAUGGAGGUUGGGAGCAUCGUGACAUUCACAACAUCAACGGCAUGCUCUUCUCCAACCUUACCUGGCAAGCCGUCGCUGAGCGCUCUGACCCGCCCAAGCGACCCUUCGUCCUCACCCGCUCCUUCUAUGCCGGCUCUCAACGCUUCGGUGCUAUGUGGACCGGAGACAACCUUGGAACUUGGGAGCACAUGACCGUCGGUGUCAAGAUGGUUCUGGCGAACGGUCUUGGUGGCCUCAGCUUCGGUGGAUCUGACGUUGGCGGUUUCUUCGGCAACCCUGAGCCCGAGAUGCUGACGCGAUGGUACCAAGUUGGAGCAUUCGCGCCAUUCUUCAGAGCGCACGCCCACAUCGACACCAAACGACGUGAGCCUUACUUGUUGGAGGACCCAUACAAGGGCAUCGUCUACGAGACUCUCCGUCUCCGCUAUACCAUGUUGCCCAUUUGGUACACUGCUUUCCGGGAGACUACCGUUACUGGCGUUCCUAUCCUCAGGCCUCAAUACAUCAUGUUCCCCAAGGACGAGUACGGCUUCAAGAUCGACGACCAAUACUAUAUCGGCAGCUCUGGUUUGCUUGUCAAACCCGUUACCCAGAAGGGCGUCACCGAAACUCUCGUCUACCUCGCCGAGGACCAAGUCUACUAUGGCUACUUCAGCCACCACGCCUUCCGCGGUAACCGCCAGGGUCGCUUCGUCGUCGUCCCAUCCGCUUUGAACCAAAUUCCCCUCCUCAUCCGCGGUGGAUCCAUCGUCCCCACCCGCGAACGCCGUCGCCGUGCCUCCACUCUCAUGGCUCAGGACCCCUUCACUCUCCGUGUCGCACUCAGCAACACCAACUCCGCCCGAGGUGACCUCUACCUCGAUGACGGCGAAACCUGGUCCCACGAGAAGGGUCAAUUCGUCUGGCGCGAGUUCAUCGCCUCCAAGAAGGGCAAAGGCAUCGAAAUCGCAAGCACUGAUCUCGGUUCGAAGAAACCCGCGGAAGCGGUUGACGGUGUUGACCUUGCUUCUGUGUACAACCCCGAGAACGAGUACGCGAAGAGUAUCGAGGAUGUCAGGGUUGAGAGGGUUAUUGUGAUUGGGUUGAAGAACAAGCCUAAGAGUGUCAAGGUUGCUGGCAAGGAGGUUGGUGAGGAUACAUGGGAGUUUGUGCCUGGCGUGGCGAGCACGGAUAAGGCAGAGGAGAGGGCGGCCACCCUCAUCAUCAAGAAUCCUGACGUGAAGAUUGCGCAGGAUUGGAAUAUCUCGAUCGUGUAAACAAUGGACCUUAGGCCUUGAUGCUUGAAUGUUUGAUUGGCCCAUAUGUCGUUGGAUACAUUUAGAACUAAUACAACAGAAACUAU